UCGAUGUUCCUACUUUAGGGCAGCCUCGGAUAUCUCAAUACCGCCAUCCUGUUGUUGUAAAAUCGGCAUUUUUUUAUGUUCGAACAAGACGUACCUUUUCCAAAACCUGGAACGACAAGAUAAUACUUAAGAUCACGAAAUAGCAAGUAUAGGAAUAAGACUUUAAUUGCGACAUAUUUGGGACCAUUUUUUCGGGGCCUGGAUGCUUUCAGAGCUGACAUUUCAUCCGAAAAUAUUUUCUUAUCUUUGAACAUUUUACAUACAACCACCAAACCUUUAAUUCCUGCAGCAAUAGGUUUACGAAGAAACAUUGUAGCCUACCCCGUCUAAACGGCACCAGUUCUAGAACCAGAACCAGUUCCAGAACCAGUUCCAGAGCCAGUUCCAGAACCAGUUCCAGAGAUACAUCUCUUCAAUUUGGAUCAGUAAACAUGAUUGGACUGAAGUACAAUGUGUCUCUACCCAUGGCUGCAGGGGCCCUGUUAGUGGGCAUCCCCUACUCCAUCUCUCUCGUGGCCCAGUGGAUGUAUGGCUGGCCGAACAAGCCUGGCUAUAAAAAGUACAUUGAGGCGCUGAAGCCAAGGAGGAUAUACUGUCUGACUAGAGCUGUGCUGGAGAUGCUGAAAUACUUCCAGUACGGAAAACUCUACUUUCAGUGGAAGUCCUGGUACAAGAAUGUAGAAAACCACAAGCAUUAUGAAAAGGGCAUCACGUUUGGUCGUCGUAGCAACCGGCUGGACUUGUACUAUUCCCCCACGGUGGCCCAGCCAGGCAGUGGACCGGUGCCCGUGGUAGUGUUUAUAUACGGGGGAGGCUGGGGUUCAGGGGAGAGGUCCAUAUACUGUCUACUGGCCAUGCAGAUGGCUAAGGAGCUCAGCGCAACGGUGAUCUGCCCGGACUAUUGCACCUACCCGAAGGGUAAUGUUUUGUGUAUGGUUCAAGAUAUCGCUGACUGUCUCGUUUGGGCGAGGGAGAACGGCCAUAAGUUCAACUUCGACAAAGAUAACAUGGUGUUAGUCGGACACUCCGCUGGGGCUCACCUAGCAGCGCUGACCGUGCUGUUCAUGGUCGAGGGACGAGACGAGCUCUUUAUAGAAGCCAAGAAGCAGACAGAGAUCACCAUGGCAAUCAGAGGAGUUACAGGUUUGAGUGGAGUGUACAACAUAAUGGACCACUACGAGCAUGAACAGAUGAGAGCUGUGGAGUAUGUCUCUACGAUGCACAAAGCCAUGAACGGACUAGAGAACUUCCCUUAUUAUUCACCCACACACCGACUGAAGGAAUUCAGCGAGGAGCAACUGAAAAGAGUGCCACCUUUCUGCUUGCUGCACGGAACGAGUGACAUCAUAGUUCCGGUGGCAUCUUCCCAGAGGUUCUCUGAGCUGCUCACCUCCCUUUCGAUCAAGGUGUCCCUGUACCUCAUGCCUAAAAUGGACCACACCGAGAUUGUCACCGAUCUCAUGGCGACAGACAGGCACUUCUACAACACGGUGUACAGCUGCAUCAAACAGGAGUACAGCAAGUUCAUAGGUCAGGUCUGUCACUGCUGAGCGUUCUUCUAGACCGGUCUUCUACACAACAAGGAAACUAACUUAACUUCCAUACAUUAUCCAUUCAUUCAUUCAUGAUGUGCCGCAAUUCUUCGUUUACAUCUUUUUCAGUGCAUUAUUAUGAUACCUUGAACUUACAGGAUUGAACCUUUUUUGACUUAAAAACAUUUAGCAGUUUUAUCGCUCUGUUUUAAUCUCAGUAAUGAUUCCUCUUCUCCCUCUGGUGUUUUACUGUGUGAUUGAUGAUAGUUCCUGCUAUCGUAAACAGACUGAAUGAUUUUUCUGAUAGUACCCUGAUCGUAAACAGACUAAAUGAUUUUUCUGAUAGUUCCCUGAUCGUAAACAGACUAAAUGAUUUUUCUGAUAGUUCCCUGAUCGUAAACAGACUAAAUGAUAUUUUAAUAUAAUAGCUGCUGGAUCUGAUGAAGGAGAGAUAUCAGGCAAACUAAACAUGCAUUUGACAUAUUUGACCUACAGUAAGUCUGGUGUAUGAGAAUAUUGGUUUAUCUAGGAUGCCUGUGAGCUAUCCUAGAGGGCCCAGUAUACAGUAUAUCCAGACUCAGCCUUUAUAGAAAUAUCGUUAUUUGACGUAGCCAUGAUUUCCAAUGGGAGUCGUACCGUCAACGUCCACCGUCAACGUCCCAUCCAUUUUCAUGGACAGAAAAGUUUCAGAUGAGUUUUGAUGAACUUUUUGAUUGGUCGAUGGAGACGUUGGCCAAUCAGACACACUCUGCACGGACCAAAAUGAAUCCCUUCUAAUUCUGUUUCCGUUCUCCACGGAUCAGUUAGGCCACGCCCUUAUAUAGCCAGUAUUAUGUGUACCAUGUGGAACCCUAAAUGGCACCCUAUUCCCUACAUGGUCCACUACAUUUGACCAGAGUCCUAUGGGCAGUGCACUACAUAGGGAACAGGGUACGGUUGGGACAGAGACUGAUAGCAGUUCUAUUGUAUAUUGUCUACUGAUAAUCUGUUGCAUUAAUAUGGUCAACCCAGGGCACAUUACCUUGUUUAUGGUCAACCCAGGGCACAUUACCUUGUUUAUGGUCAACCCAGGGCACAUUACCUUGUUUAUGGUCAACCCAGGGCACAUUACCUUGUUUAUGGUCAACCCAGGGCACAUUACCUUGUUUAUGGUCAACCCAGGGCACAUUACCUUGUUUAUGGUCAACCCAGGGCACAUUACCUGGUUUAUGGUCAACCCUGGGCACAUUACCUUGUUUAUGGUCAACCCAGGGCACAUUACCUUGUUUAUGGUCAACCCAGGGCACAUUACCUGGUUUAUGGUCAACCCUGGGCACAUUACCUUGUUUAUGGUCUACCCAGGGCACAUUACCUUGUUUAUGGUCAACCCAGGGCACAUUACCUUGUUUAUGGUCAACCCAGGGCACAUUACCUUGUUUAUGGUCAACCAAUAGAACAUUACAUUAUUGUAAGGGAUUUCCUUCUUCCGAAGAGGAGAGGCGAAAAGGAUCAGAGGACCAAUAUGCGGCGUGGUAAGUGUCCAUGGUUCCUUUUAAUACGUAAAUGAACACAUGAACAACUGAAUACAAAAACAAGAAACAUGAAAACCCCAAACAGUCCUAUCUGGUGCAGGUACAGAGACAGGAACAAUCACCCACAAACACACAGUGAAACCCAGGCUACCUAAGUAUGAUUCUCAAUCAGAGACAACUAAUGACACCUGCCUCUGAUUGAGAACCAUACUAGGCCGAAACAUAGAAAUACCCAAAUCAUAGAAAAACAAACAUAGACUGCCCACCCCAACUCACGCCCUGACCAUACUAAAUAAAGACAAAACAAACAUAGACUGCCCACCCUACCUCACGCCCUGACCAUACUAAAUAAAGACAAAACAAACAGACUGCCCACCCAACUCACGCCCUGACCAUACUAAAUAAAGACAAAACAAACAUAGACUGCCCACCCUACCUCACGCCCUGACCAUACUAAAUAAUGACAAAACAAACAGACUGCCCACCCAACUCACGCCCUGACCAUACUAAAUAAUGACAAAACAAACAGACUGCCCACCCAACUCACGCCCUGACCAUACUAAAUAAAGACAAAACAAACAGACUGCCCACCCCAACUCAUGCCCUGACCAUACUAAAUAAUGACAAAACAAACAGACUGCCCACCCAACUCACGCCCUGACCAUACUAAAUAAUGACAAAACAAACAGACUGCCCACCCAACUCACGCCCUGACCAUACUAAAUAAUGACAAAACAAACAGACUGCCCACCCCAACUCACGCCCUGACCAUACUAAAUAAAGACAAAACAAACGGACUGCCCACCCAACUCACGCCCUGACCACACUACAUAAAGACAAAACAAACAGACUGCCCACCCAACUCACGCCCUGACCACACUACAUAAAGACAAAACAAACAGACUGCCCACCCAACUCACGCCCUGAUCACACUACAUAAAGACAAAACAAACAGACUGCCCACCCAACUCACGCCCUGACCAUACUAAAUAAUGACAAAACAAACAGACUGCCCACCCAACUCAUGCCCUGACCAUACUAAAUAAUGACAAAACAAACAGACUGCCCACCCAACUCACGCCCUGACCAUACUAAAUAAAGACAAAACAAACAGACUGCCCACCCAACUCACGCCCUGACCAUACUAAAUAAUGACAAAACAAACAGACUGCCCACCCAACUCACGCCCUGACCAUACUAAAUAAUGACAAAACAAACAGACUGCCCACCCAACUCACGCCCUGACCAUACUAAAUAAAGACAAAACAAACAGACUGCCCACCCCAACUCACGCCCUGACCAUACUAAAUAAUGACAAAACAAACAGACUGCCCACCCAACUCACGCCCUGACCAUACUACAUAAAGACAAAACAAAGGAAAUAAAGGUCAGAACGUGACAAUUAUCUUGUUUAUGGUCAACCCAGGAGAAACAGUACAUUAUCUUGUUUAAUUAAAUGUUAGGACAUCAACUAUAUAGUACAUCUGAUUAAAUGCAUUCGGUACAUUGUUCUACAGCAUUGGGGUCAACUUCAUUUCAAUUCAGGAAGUAAACCAUUCAAAAGGAUUGAUGGAGGAAAUUGGAAUUUCAGGGUUUCACUUCCUGGAUUGACCCAAAACCUUGUUACUGUAUUUAACAUGUUCAAUAUCUGCUGUUAAUAGUUAUGCAUUUUGGUUCAAUAAAAUUAUUAACAAGUGUAAAA
Messenger RNA from Oncorhynchus masou masou (cherry salmon), 4745 nucleotides. RefSeq lists its product as uncharacterized. The record is from RefSeq and is a predicted model, not a curated record. The transcript has 9 exons. The coding region runs from base 432 to 1550 and encodes 372 amino acids. Lineage: Eukaryota; Metazoa; Chordata; Actinopteri; Salmoniformes; Salmonidae. Gene Ontology annotation, molecular function: lipase activity.